UCUUCGUGAGUUCUCCUCAUUGGAGUGCCUGAGGUGCACCCUGUGGUUAUUAGUAAGUAGUACAUAGGCAAACAAGCUUUGUUGAUUCUUUCUAUGUCAUAGUAUAUAUUGUGUGGUCUGAUGUUUGCAGUCUUUUGUUCAUUUUGACUAUUGGAUUACCUAAAGUUGGUGCUUGAAAUCAUAGCACAAAUUCCAAAUAUGUAGCUUUAUCUGUGUUCCAUGUUAUGUUGCCACAUCUUCUAAUUCAGUCUAGACUCUUGUGAUCCAGGCAGGGUCAUGUAGUAGCUAGAUUCACUCGACCAAUGAGUGGUGGAAGAGUUCAUGCAAUCAAUUCAUGUUUGCCAAAUGGGCUUUUGUUUCUACUCCUUCCAUUUUCUUUAGUGAUAAUACUAAGUAUUUUGGAGCUUGUUAUUGUUUCAUUAGCACUUGAAACAAUUGUCUAAAUGUCUUUGGUUAAUAGACUUUAGCUUAUUAUGGUCAGUAAUUCAAUGUUGGAUCACUUACAGUCUGAAUCACUUGCUUUACAUCUGUUUGUUUGGCACUUGUAUCAUUACAUCUGUUUCUCACUUGAUUAUUACAAGUUGCUUGUCAAUCAUAUGUUUGGGACUAUCUGUUUGAUAUUCCAAUAUGUAAAUGAUGAUUAUAUUGUUUCUACAAGAAGUGUUUUCUGUUUUUGUUGGAUCACUUACAAUCUGCUUCAUUUGUUUUACUGAUCUUGAUGGGAUGUCACUGUUUGCUACUUAACUUGGCACAUUGGCUAGCUUGCUUUUUCUGGAAUGCUACUGGUUUCUUCAAGAACUUUGAUCUGAAUAAGUUUAUAGUUCCUACAUAGAAGUUGGAGGAUGGUUUUAGAUUUACAAGAAGCUCUACCAAAUUAAAUGUCUUGUAAUAUCAGUCAUCAAAUGUUUGCUUGAAAUACUAUCUUCCCUAUGUUUUUGCAUCUUAGGUUGUAUUUAUGUGAACUUACCUCAUAGAACAGAGACCUUCAAUUCUGAGUUUUCAAAAAGAAGAAUAAUCUCAUUGCAGGGAUGUGACAUUUAUUUGAAAUCCAAACCAAUAUUUGGUCAAAGAUAAGAUUUAGUUGGUGAUGACGUGUUAGACGUAUUUAUCAAAGGUUGAAGGUUUAAAUUUUUAUUCGAUAUAUUUUUAAACAUAUCACUUAAUUUAUUUAGUAAAAUAUUUUGAUAAUUUAUCGUAAAGAUCUAAGAAAUAUUUUGACUUUGAUGGACUGUGAAGUCAAACGGAUCUCUUCUUCUCCUGGCCGAUCAGUCAAUGGGUUCGGAUCCAAGUGCAGGAUGAUGGGCUGGCCCGGUGAAUGUCAAAAUUAGGGCUUCUUUUCUACACUCGAUUAUAACCGUUCGAUCACGAUCCAAGGGACCGGAACGAUAGGAAUCACUCGAACGGAGGCGGAUAUAAACCCACGCCUCCGUUCUCCUCCGCUUUCGCUUACGCUGUCGAGUUUAGGGUUUGGGGCGGUUCUCCGCGUUGGCGAGAUCCUUCUUCCGGAGGCUUGACCAGGAUGGUGAGAAUCAGCGUUUUGAAUGAUGCUCUCAAGAGCAUGUACAAUGCAGAGAAGCGUGGAAAGCGGCAGGUCAUGAUUAGACCAUCAUCUAAAGUGAUUAUUAAGUUUCUCCUUGUAAUGCAGAAGCAUGGAUAUAUUGGUGAGUUUGAAUACGUUGAUGAUCACCGGGCUGGUAAAAUAGUUGUUGAGUUGAAUGGGAGACUGAACAAAUGUGGUGUGAUUAGCCCUCGCUUUGAUGUGGGCGUCAAAGAGAUUGAGCCUUGGACUGCCAGGCUACUCCCAUCACGUCAGUUCGGUUACAUUGUGUUGACCACAUCUGCUGGAAUCAUGGAUCACGAAGAAGCUAGAAGAAAGAAUGUUGGUGGUAAAGUGCUCGGCUUCUUUUACUAGAUGGGCUUUUUUUUUAUGAGGCUGCAGAUCGUAAAUGUAAUCCUGGUGAGAACGUGGUAAUUUUGGAUUAUGGUAUCCGUCUUCUCUGUCAGCUCCUGGAUCUGGAGUCCAUAUUGAACAAGUCAGAUACUCCAUUUCAAAGUAGACCUGAUUGAUUCUGCUUCCAAUA
Molecule: messenger RNA, 2081 nt
Organism: Musa acuminata AAA Group (dessert banana)
Lineage: Eukaryota; Viridiplantae; Streptophyta; Magnoliopsida; Zingiberales; Musaceae
Product: small ribosomal subunit protein uS8-like
Exons: 4
Coding region: 1520-1912 (130 amino acids)
Biological process (GO): translation
Cellular component (GO): ribosome; cytosolic small ribosomal subunit
Molecular function (GO): structural constituent of ribosome
Source: RefSeq, a predicted model, not a curated record